UGUUUUAGGUGUUUGAUAAAACUGUUUUAAAAAAUGACACUUUGUGAUAUUGAUUUUCUGAGAAAAAAAGAUACUGACCAACCAGCAAGUGCUGAUCAAGAUUUGCAACCUUUUGAAUAUCUUUAUAUAGGAAACAUACCAUAUCAAUACAAAUCUUGUGCUCUUAGAUUUCACUUCUCGUCCUUUAUUGAGAGUUCAGCAUUUUCCUGUUUUCAUUAUAGGCAUAGGCCAGAAAUUGUCAACAUCAAAAAUUUAACUAAUAGAAAUACUAUUGAAAAAAAUACAGCUAAUGUGAACAAUGAUUUAUUUGUUACUGAAGAGUUAUUGACCGAUGAAAAGCAUCUCCUUAAUGAGAAUAAAGGCAAUAAAAUAUUGACUGAUGAAAAACAUCUCCCUAAUGAGAAUAAAGGCAAUAAAAUAUUGACUGAUGAAAAACAUCUCCCUAAUGAGAAUAAAGGUAAUAAAAUAAGCACGUGCUGUUGUAUCAUAAAAAUAUAUUCAGCUUUUGUUGAUAAAUUUAUUACAAAGUAUCAUGGGCGUUUGUGGAAAAAAUUUGAAUUAGAGCAUUCUCUUCGCUGCAUAGUAAAAAGAAUGAAAGUCUGUCGUGGUCCACUUGAUUCAAAUCAAAUGUUUAAAAGUAAAAGUGAAUUGAAGCUACAGUUACAUUAUGAAGAUCAGACAAUAUAUGAAAAUGAUCUUAAAACACUAAUUGAGUUUAACCCCCCAACUGAUUUUAUGCCUUAUGGCAAUGUAGGAACACCUACUAAAUAUUUUCACCACCUUAUACGACAGUGUAAACUACCUUGUAAUGUUAUAAAAUCUUUGGGAAUUGUGUUACCAAAGAGUUAUAAAGAAAAGAUAUAUUCUCGUGUUGAAAUUGACUAUGAUGAAUAUUUCAAAAAAAGAAAUUUUUGUUCCAACAUUAAACACAAAACAGAAUUUUAUUCAGCGAAAGAUUCAGACAAUUCAGAUUCAAAAGGUUCAGAGCAUACAAAUAAAGAUAUUUCUAAUGGUAUAACAAAUAAAAAUUUCAAAUCAGCAGAAAAUUCUGAUACUGUAAAUGAAGAAGAUGAUGCAGAAGAUUGGGAACGAUUUGAAGCUUUGUACGAUGAUAUUGAUAAUCAAGCAAGACCAAAAGAAAAAUUGUUCGAGGAGGAUCUAGAAGUGAAGUGGGAAAAAGGUGGAAGUGGGUUGGUGUUUUAUACUGAUAGCUAUUUUUGGAAUGAAAUGAAGGGAAAAGAUUUUGAUGAAGAUACUGUGGAUGACUGGGAUGUUGACUACAGUGUUUACUACGAAGAUGGAGCUGGUGACAAGCCUGCACUCGACCAGUUGCAGAUGCGCAUUGAGAGUCGUAGAAGAGCUGGAAAAGACGUAGGGCCUAUAAAGUAUUCUGAAAUAAAGAAACAAGAACAGUUAAAUCAUAAAAAGAUGAACUCUUUUGCUGAGUUUGAAAAACACUCAAAAGGCAUCGGCACUAAAUAUCUUAAACAACGCGGAUGGAAAAUAGGAAGUGGAAUUGGUGCGUCAUUUCAAGGAAUAACCGAACCGAUUGCUCCCAGCGGACAAAGUGCACGUGAACAUAUUGGACUUGGAUAUUAUGGAGAAAAACUUGACAGAAGUGUCAAUUUAAAAAGAAAAGCAGAACGUGACGUUUAUAUUUCAACUAUAUAUGAUCAAAAAGAUCGUGAAAAUUUAAAUGCAAUGCGGUUUGAAGGCAAUGAGUUGCUUAAGUAUAGAACACCUCCAAUACAUUUUGAAAAAGAAAAAAAGAUGAUAAAAAAAUGAAUUAUAAUAAUUAAAAACUUAACAUUUAUUUUCUAA
Molecule: messenger RNA, 1821 nt
Organism: Hydra vulgaris (swiftwater hydra)
Lineage: Eukaryota; Metazoa; Cnidaria; Hydrozoa; Anthoathecata; Hydridae
Product: G patch domain-containing protein 3
Biological process (GO): negative regulation of RIG-I signaling pathway; positive regulation of DNA-templated transcription; negative regulation of type I interferon production
Molecular function (GO): nucleic acid binding
Source: RefSeq, a predicted model, not a curated record